GCGCAUCCAAGAUGGCGGAGGCGGGCGCGGGCAGCCUGCACGGCGGGGACGCGGCGCCGCCGAGCCCGCCGCGGGAGCAGGAGCUGAGCCGGCGCCUCCGCCGCCUCUACCCCGCCGUCAACCAGGACGAGACGCCGCUGCCGCGCUCCUGGAGCCCCAAGGACAAGUACAACUACAUCGGCCUCUCGCAGGGCAACCUGCGCGUCCACUACAAAGGUCAUGGUAAAAACCACAAGGAUGCAGCCUCAGUCAGGGCCACACACCCCAUACCUGCAGCCUGUGGCAUUUAUUACUUUGAAGUGAAGAUUGUCAGUAAAGGCAGAGAUGGAUGUUGUGAAAUUCUCCACAGUAAAGAAGAAACAUUUCAGGAAAGGGUGUUUGGGUUUGUUUUCUCCCCUCUUCCCCCUGCCAUUCCUGAGUGUCUGUUGGAGAAAAGGUACAUGGGAAUAGGACUUUCUGCUCAAGGGGUCAACAUGAACAGGCUUCCUGGAUGGGAUAAACAUUCCUAUGGGUACCAUGGGGAUGAUGGGCACUCCUUCUGCUCCUCAGGGACAGGACAGCCCUACGGCCCCACCUUCACCACCGGAGACGUGAUCGGCUGCUGUGUGAACCUCAUCAACAACACCUGCUUUUACACCAAAAAUGGCCACAGCUUAGGUAUAGCCUUUACAGACCUCCCUGCAAACCUCUACCCUACAGUGGGUCUCCAGACUCCAGGAGAGAUAGUUGAUGCCAACUUUGGACAGCAGCCCUUUGUGUUUGACAUUGAGGACUACAUGAGGGAGUGGAGGGCGAAGAUCCAGAGCACCAUCAAACGCUUCCCCAUAGGGGACAGGCUAGGGGAGUGGCAAGCCAUGCUGCAGAACAUGGUUUCGUCCUAUUUGGUUCAUCAUGGCUACUGCUCAACAGCAACUGCCUUUGCCAGAGUCACAGACACCACCAUCCAGGAAGAACAGACCUCAAUAAAGAACAGACAAAGAAUACAGAAACUAGUAUUAGCAGGCAGAGUGGGAGAGGCUAUAGAAGCCACCCAGCAGCUCUAUCCUGGCCUCCUAGAACAUAACCCCAACCUGCUCUUCAUGUUAAAGUGCCGGCAGUUCGUGGAGAUGGUGAAUGGCACAGACAGUGAGGUUCGUUGUUUCGGCGCCCGCAGCCCCAGGUCCCAGGACAGUUACCCCGGCUCCCCCAGCUUAAGCCCUAGACAUGGAUCAAACAAUUCCCACCUCCACAGUACUGGAGCAGAUAGUCCCACCUGUAGCAAUGGAGUCAUGUCCACAAAGAGCAAACAGAGUCACAGUAAAUACCCAACGCUGAGCUCAUCAUCUUCAUCCUCCUCCUCCUCCUCCCCCUCGUCUGUGAACUACUCUGAGUCCAAUUCUACAGAUUCUACCAAAUCUCAGCAGCACAGUAGUACGAGUAACCAAGAAACCAGUGAUAGUGAGAUGGAAAUGGAGGCUGAGCAUUACCCCAACGGAGUCCUGGAGAACUCAUCCACCAGGAUAAUGAAUGGCACCUACAAACAUGAGGAGAUCCUGCAGACAGAUGAGUCCAGCAUGGAAGACAGCUGCCCCCAGAGGCAGCUCUGUGGGGGGAACCACGCUGCCACGGAGAGGAUGAUCCAGUUUGGACGGGAGCUGCAGAUGCUGAGUGAGCAGCUUUGCAGGGAAUAUGGGAAGAACACCAUGCACAAAAAGAUGCUUCAGGAUGCAUUUAGCUUGUUAGCUUACUCAGACCCUUGGAACUGCCCCGUUGGUCAGCAGCUGGACCCCAUCCAGAGGGAACCUGUGUGUGCUGCUCUCAAUAGUGCUAUAUUGGAAUCCCAGAACCUGCCAAAGCAGCCCCCGCUGAUGCUCGCCCUGGGCCAGGCCUCGGAGUGCCUGAGGCUCAUGGCCCGUGUGGGCCUGGGCUCCUGCUCCUUUGCCAGGGUAGAUGACUAUUUGCACUAAGCACCAGAACAAGAUGGAGCUGCCAUCCUUGAGUGCUGCCCUUCACCUUCUGUUGCUGCCACUUUACACCAUCACCUCGUUCAAUAGCCUGACCUCCCUGCCACCAACACCCCCCUCCUCCAGCACACACAGACACAACACACAACACACACACACACACAACACACACACAGACACAACACACACACACACACACAACACACACACACACACCACACACCCUCCUGGGGAAGGGCUGAGCGAGGCCCUGGCUGGGGAAAGCCAUCCCUGACCCCCCCAGGGAAGGACUGGCAGGGUUGUCCCCCACUCUCCCUGCCCUGGCUGCCACUCAGCAUCUCCUGCUGGUUGUUCCCAUGUAGAGCCUGCCAAGGUAGGGCUUGUCUCUUUUGGUUUGGAUUUGACUUGUUUCUCAUGGAGCCACCCAAUGUUUUGGCUGGAGGGUUUUUGGUUGAGGCUGGUUUCUGCUGAUUGACUGAAGAAGCUCAUCAAGUUGGUGACAGCUUGUUCCUUUCCUUCCCUUCUCUCUCCAUGGUGCACAAAGCAACACCAUCCUCUGUGCUCGUGACCUGAACUCUUCUCACACCCAGGGGGCAGCUCAGAGGGGGGUUUUUUAACAAUUUUAUUUGAAUCCUGUUUAUUAAAAAGGUCUCUUCCACCUCCACAAA
Colius striatus (speckled mousebird) is the source of this 2611-nucleotide messenger RNA. It is a transcript of the gene RANBP10, whose product is annotated as RAN binding protein 10. Gene Ontology annotation, biological process: cell surface receptor signaling pathway; cytoskeleton organization. Lineage: Eukaryota; Metazoa; Chordata; Aves; Coliiformes; Coliidae. Gene Ontology annotation, molecular function: protein binding. The record is from RefSeq and is a predicted model, not a curated record. The transcript has 15 exons. Gene Ontology annotation, cellular component: cytoplasm. The coding region runs from base 12 to 1946 and encodes 644 amino acids.